AUGAACAGGUCUGGCGGGCCCCCGGGGGAGGAGCUCACAGAUGAGGAGAAGGAGAUCAUCAACGGCGUACUGGCUCGUGCGGCCAUGAUGGAGGCCAUGGAACAAGAGAGGAUUGAGCGUCUCUCCAGUCGCCUGGAUGACAUCAAGAAGACAGCGUGCGGUGAUGGACAGUCACGCUGUCUCCUGUGUGGGGCGUCAUUUGGACCACAUGGGGUCACAGCUGUCCUCUGCGUGCAGUGCAAAAAGCACAUGUGUAGCAAAUGUGGGAUCUGCAGCAACAGCAGGACGUGUCCUAUCUGGCUGUGCAGAAUCUGCGAUGAACACCAAGAGAUACACAAGCGUUCAGGAGCUUGGUUCUUCAAGGGAAGAGAACAGCAGGGUCUGCCUGCCCCCCUCCCUCUGUCCAGACCACCACAGUCCAGCACUGAGAACAGCCCUGCUCCAGUGGGCCACGAUGGACCACAGGAACCUACAACACAUCAUCCGAGACAUGAGCCGCGGCAGCAGCAGUCCUGUGGAUCAGAACAAUGGGAGCAGACAGCAAGAACAACAGCUGACAGCUACAAUGAGAGUCAGUCCCGUCCAGCAGCUGUAACGAAGACGGAGGGACCCGCGUUAGCCUCCAAACCACCUCAGGCAAACGCACAGCAGGCCGCCCCCGCCUCAGUGUCCCCUCCAGCCGUGGAGCAGAAAAGACAACCUGUUGUCUCCAGUUCCAUUUCGUCUCACCUUCCUACAACCACAUCUAUUCCGCCUGUUAACCCCCCUGCCAACAAUCCGGCUCCCCCAAGACCAACACCAGAUCGAACGGAGGAUGAGGACAAUGACUACGACUCGGACGAUGCCACUACUCUGGGCUCACUGGAGUUCAGUCUUCUUUACGAGCAGGAGAGCCACGCCCUACACUGUUGUAUCAUUAAAGCUAAGGGUUUAAAGCCAAUGGACUCAAACGGACUCGCUGACCCGUACGUUAAGCUGCACCUGUUACCUGGAGCCAGUAAGUCUAACAAGCUUCGCACCAAGACACUCAAAAACACUCUGAAUCCUGCGUGGAAUGAGACACUAACCUACCACGGUAUCACCGAUGACGAAAUGUCACGCAAAACUCUCCGGCUUUCAGUGAGUGACGAGGACAAGUUUGGACACAACGAAUUCAUAGGAGAGACACGAGUUGCCCUGAAGAAACUGACGUUUAACCAGAAGAAGAACUUCAAUGUUUGUUUGGAGAGAGUGAUCCCGGUGAAGAAGGCUGUAGGAGGCCCAGCCCGCGGCAUGGCUCUCUAUGAGGAUGAUAUGAAUGGAGGUGAAGAUUCAGAGGAAAGAGGUCGUAUCCUGGUGUCACUGAUGUACAACAGUCAGCAGAGUCGUCUUGUAGUGGGUGUGGUUCGCUGUGCUCACCUGGCUGCCAUGGACUCCAACGGAUACUCUGACCCGUUCGUCAAAGUAUGUCUUAAACCAGAUAUGGGUAAGAAAGCUAAAAACAAGACACAGAUAAAAAAGAAGACCCUCAAUCCAGAGUUUAACGAGGAGUUCAGCUAUGAAAUAAAACACGCUGAACUGGCCAAGAAAACCUUGGACAUCUCAGUCUGGGACUAUGACAUGGGCAAAUCCAAUGAUUUCAUUGGGGGAUGUCACUUGGGCAUCCAGGCUAAAGGAGAGUGUCUGAAGCACUGGUACGAAUGCCUCAAGAACAAAGACAAGAAGAUUGAGUGCUGGCAUGUUCUGCUAAAUGACAACACUGCUCAAUUUGAGGAUUAAGAGGUCAUCUCCUCUGCUAUGUAUUUUCUUUCUGUCUCUUUCCCCCUGUAGAAUAUUGUCUUCCUGUGGGCACAGGUAGACGGAUAUUAUUCUCUUGCUUUUAAGUGGGUUGUCCCAAGGUGCAAUGUGCGAGCUACAUUUCCAACAUUUUUCAGGUGACCAACAUGGAUGUUGACCCAGGGGCUCUUUGUACCAAGGAGUGACCUCUAAACAAAACCAGGAAGCUGUCAUUGUGCCAUUUUCACUGGUGUCAUAUCAUAAACUGUAUCACAUAACGAAUAAACCUUACCUGACAGGCGGUAAUGAUUGAAUAGAGUGAUCACCCUAUUUUAUGGAGAAGAUAAAAACCCUUGUUAUCAUUUAGGACAGUAUGUUGUAAUGACAUGUGCCUCCCAGCUCAGACCCAACGGAGAGAAUUCCCAGCUUUCUGUCUCUGACCUUUUUUCCCCAUAUUGCUCUGUGCACCUGUCAUAUGAGAUCAUGUACUGCGCUAUCAGCUGAUCUGCGUGACCACGUUGUUCAAGUGCUUGCAUCAACAAAACCUGCAUUUCACUUGUAUUAUUGUGCACAAUUGCCGUGCAUCAUGCAAAUGUUAAUUAUACGGGACGCAUCCAGAUGUUUGGUCGCUAAAAUGACGUGAACAAGCUCUCUGUUUUGUUGUUGAUGUAACAUGCAUAUGCGUCUUGACACAGAUAAAAAUGUUGGUCUCAUUAUCAGUGCUAUCGCUAUAGUUCCUCUUCUUCUCCUGUGCCUGUGUGAGCUUUCUGUCUUUCUGCUGGAGAAAUCAAAAAGCCCAGGAUACUUAUGCGCGACAUCUUAUUAUGAAGAACAAAUUCAAUUACGCAACGCAAGAGCUGUUCCAGAAAACUCAUUAAAUAUUCCUCCACGGAUGAAUUUGAUGGAUAUAUUCUAACGCAAGGUUAGCUGGUCUGCACUCAUGUUUUCAGCGACAUAUCCAACAUUUUUCUCUCUGUAUUCAUAUAAAUGCAUGUCUGAACUCAUAUUGUUGCAUACACGUGGCUAA
Molecule: messenger RNA, 2782 nt
Organism: Xiphias gladius (swordfish)
Lineage: Eukaryota; Metazoa; Chordata; Actinopteri; Istiophoriformes; Xiphiidae
Gene: rph3aa
Product: rabphilin 3A homolog (mouse), a
Exons: 15
Coding region: 1-1758 (585 amino acids)
Biological process (GO): intracellular protein transport
Cellular component (GO): membrane
Molecular function (GO): small GTPase binding
Source: RefSeq, a predicted model, not a curated record